AUGAUUGCGCCUAACGAAGUAGGUGAUGCCGAUUUAGCCUCUACAUCUAUUCCGCAGAGAAGAAAACCACGCAAACUACGACAUAAACGACCUAUACAACAUGGCCUCGACGAAGCGGUAGAGAAGGAACCAAAUGUUGAUACGCUAAGCGCUAAAAAUCAAACUCUGAUUUCCAGGACAUCUGAGGGCGAAUCGAGCUUUGAGGAUGCGUUGGAAGAGGAGCCCCCGGCCUUUGAGCCUCAAGUCCAACCAGUCCCUCAACAACAACGUCAGACUCUUCGAAAUAGGCCAUUUCGUGACGAGGAGCAGGAACGCGACGUGGCCGAGGAUGAAGAGGUUUCCCUCGGUGCUGAACGUCAGAGACUGAGACGAGGCCAACGCGGCGAUCAAACGCUCAUCCGGUCAAACACUAUUGAGGAUGUUGGGAGAACAGUCGGACAGUCCGGCGGUUUGGUGCGCCGUAGAACCGAGACCACGGUGGGAACGAUUAAAGAUACAAGUGGACGAGUUCACAGGAGGCCGUCAGAGGAAAAUGAACCGCUAAAGAAGGAGGGAGAUGAACACUUGAGCUUGCGGUUGGACUUGAACCUGGACCUGGAGGUUCAGCUGAAAGCGAAGAUCUCCGGAGAUCUGACCCUCACCUUAUUGCAGUAA
Molecule: messenger RNA, 654 nt
Organism: Aspergillus udagawae
Lineage: Eukaryota; Fungi; Ascomycota; Eurotiomycetes; Eurotiales; Aspergillaceae
Exons: 2
Coding region: 1-654 (217 amino acids)
Source: RefSeq, a predicted model, not a curated record